AUGAGAGGACUCAAAUUUCUGACAUAUUUGGAAAUUCCAGUUGAGAAGAGACAAACUUUGAGUUUCUUGAAGAAUCCCGAUUUGGUUCCUAUUCCAAAAGAGCAUCAGACUUGGGGGUUCUGGUCGAACUUCGCCUAUUGGGGUAUCAUCUCUUUCUCCGUGGGUACAUGGAUCAGUGCCUCAUCGGCUUUAACAGUUGGUCUAAGUUAUGCUGCUACGAUUGGUACUUUUAUCAUCGGUGAUGUGGUUACCAUAGCCUUUACCUUGGCUAACUGUUACCCUGGUUGGGAUUGGAAAGUCGGUUACACCUUGGCUCAGAGAUUCACAUUUGGUAUCUAUGGUUCAGCCUUUGGUGUUGUCAUUCGUGUGUUGAUGAGUAUUGUCAACUACGGCUCAAAUGCGUGGUUGGGUGGUCUAUGUAUUAACCUGAUUCUGAGCUCAUGGUCUCACCACUACUUACAUUUGGAAAAUACUUUGUCCCAUAAAGUUGCGAUGACUACCCAACAAUUGAUUGGUUUCGUCAUCUUUCACAUUGUAUGUGCGUUCUGUUAUAUCAUGAAACCUUAUCAAAUUAAUAAGCUUUUGAUUUUAUCAUGUACUGGUACUUGUUUCGCUAUGACCGGUAUGGUUAUCUACCUUUGUAAGGAAAACCAUGGUGUUGGUCAGCUUUUCACUUCUUCUAAGACCACUGCAACGGGUUCCGCUAGAGCAUGGGCUUGGGUCUACAUGAUCUCUUAUUGGUUCGGUUCUGUGUCUCCAGGGUCAGUUAACCAAAGUGAUUAUUCAAGAUUUGGUUCUUCUUUGACAGGUAUUUAUCUAGGUACGAUUGCUGGUCUAUUGAUCCCAACUACUUUGGUGCCAGUUUACGGUGCGAUUGGUGCAUCAACUUGUGAGGAAUUGUACGGUCAACAACUCUGGAUGCCUAUGGAUAUUAUUAACUAUUGGUUGAACAACGGUUAUUCUUCAGGUGCUCGUGCUGCAGCCUUCUUCUGUGGAUUGUUCUUCACUCUAUCUCAAAUCUCAUACACUAUCUCUAACGCUGGUUUUGCUAGUGGUAUGGACCUUGCAGGUUUGUUACCAAAAUACAUCAACAUCAGAAGAGGUGCUAUCUUCACUGCCAUGCUUUCUGUCGCUGUUCAGCCAUGGAAUUUCUACAACUCUUCUUCUACUUUCUUGACCGUUGUCAGUUCUUUCGGUGUGGUUAUGACACCUAUUAUUUCUGUAAUGAUCUGUGAUAACCUUGUGAUCAGAAAGAGAAACUACUCUGUUGUCCAAGCUUUCACUUUGAAAGGUGAAUACUAUUUCAACAAAGGUUUCAACUGGAGAGCAUUUGUCUCUUGGGUUGUUGGUAUGACUCCCGGUCUACCUGGUAUUGCUUGGCAAGUCAAUAAUAACUAUUUUCACAACAAAGGUAUUGUGAAUUUCUACUACGGUGACUCAUUCUUUGCCUUCGCCAUUUCUUUUUCUUUGUAUUGGAUUCUGUGUCUGAUCUUUCCAUUCAAGAUUGAGAUCCUACAUGAUGACAAGGACUAUUACGGUGCAUUUGACGACGAUACCGCUAUCAAGAAGGGUAUGGUGCCAUAUAGUGAACUUACCGAAGCUGAAAAGCAAGAAUACGUCAUCUCCAAAGCUUCAGAUGUUGCUAAGAAUACCGAGGGACAUGAAUCAGACAGCGAGAUCUCUAACGCAUACGUGGAAGAAAUUAUCGAAAAGAAGAGUACCAAUGACAAGUCAGAAAACUAA
Messenger RNA from Nakaseomyces glabratus, 1743 nucleotides. RefSeq names its product thiamine transporter THI7 (gene THI7). Gene Ontology annotation, biological process: transmembrane transport; nucleobase transport. NCBI's taxonomy places the organism in Eukaryota, Fungi, Ascomycota, Saccharomycetes, Saccharomycetales, Saccharomycetaceae. The record is from RefSeq and is a predicted model, not a curated record. Gene Ontology annotation, molecular function: nucleobase transmembrane transporter activity. Gene Ontology annotation, cellular component: plasma membrane.